GGCGGCCUCUGCGCUGGCUGGGGUCAUGGCGCGGGUGGUCGUGGCGCUCCCGCGUCUCCCCCUCCCCCUCCUGCUGCUGGUGCCCGGGGCCCUGGGGCUACGGCUGCUUCUCAGCGCCCCGCCGCCCUUCGACUGCUCGCAGCCGGAUCUAAACUGCCUGGUAAGAAAUAGUACCUGCAUGGACCAAAGCUGGUUACAUGUUUCCACAUGGACUCCCUCUGCUCCAAGCGUUCUUGAUGUCCACCCUGAUGUUUUCCAUGAUGAAGGAAAACUGCUCCCUGUGCUGCGGAUAGAGUGGAAGGUGGCUACUGAUGCAAGCAUUCAGUAUCUCCGGGGAGUGGAACUGGCUGUGCUACAAGUGAACAAUAAUCAACAAAUCUGUGCCCAGUUUGACUUUCAGAACAAUCUGCCACUUCAGGUCCGUCCGGAUGGAGGCCGGUGGAACUUCACCUUCAACCGCUUUGAGGUAGAGCCUGGCCAGAUGUACCAAGUGACUGUCCAUCAUCUGCCCAAACUGGGCACCAGUGGAGACCACAACUGCAAAUCCACAUCUUACACAGUGCCUGAUUGCAGGAACCCUGUGAUGAGAACAACCAUGCCAUGUAUGCAGACAGGCAGCCUGUGGGAGCCCAGUAUUGAUGGCAAAAGUCUAGAUGACAGUUCUCUGUUGGUGAGUUUUAAUCCAGGGAUGGAGUCAGCCCGAUACCGGAUCCAUGUGACCAGUUUCCCAGAUGAGGAAAAGCAAUGUAUAGAGACCACACAUGAUAUUUAUGAGCCUCUGCAGAGUGGACAGCAGCACCGUGUGAAUGUCACUGUCAAAAUCGAGAAAAACUUAAAAGCCUGUUGCAGAUACAAAGUACAGAUUCAACCAUUCUUUACCAUUUGUGGCACCGACUGUCUGAGACAUUCUGCUGUCAUCCCAUGUCCCUCAGUUGCUCCAACUACACAACCUUCAGAUGAUCCGAUUAUGUGGCUAUACUGGUGUAUCACUGGCAUCUGUGUUUUACUGGUGGGCUCAGUCAUAGCUGGUGCUAUUUACAUGACCCGAAGACAAGUAGGCCGCCAGCACAGGAAAUACAGCAGCCAUGAGCUGUUACCUCCACAGCUGACUCCACCAUCCCUGAGGCCCCGGAAGGUUUGGAUUGUGUACUCUGCUGACCACCCACUCUAUGUGGAUGUGGUACUGAAGUUUGCCCAGUUCUUGAUCACAGUCUGUGGUACUGAGGUAGUCCUGGAUCUGCUGGAAAAGCGUCCGAUUUCAGAGAUCGGUGUCUUACCCUGGCUUACUCGACAGAAAAAGGAAAUGGAGGAGCUAUCUUCAAAGAUUAUCAUUUUGUGUUCUCGGGGCACCCGGGCCAAAUGGCAGGCUAUGCUUGGGAAGGAGGGAACAGCUGUCUCUCUCAAGCAAGAUCAGUGGCAGCCUACUGGAGACAUGUUCACUCCGGCCUUGAAUUUGAUCCUGCCAGACUUCAAGAAGCCAGCUUGUUUUGGCAUGUAUAUAGUCUGCUAUUUUGAGGGCAUAAGUGAGGAUAAGGAUAUUCCUGACCCAUUCAAUGUCACAUCCAAGUACCAGCUGAUGGACAGAUUUGAGGACAUUUACUUUCUGAUCCAGGAUAUGGAGAAGUUUGAACCAGGGCGGAUCCAUCGAAUCCAGGAGAUCACUGCUGAAAACUACGCUGAAAACUCCAAUGGCUGGAAGUUGAAGGAGGCAGUACAGACAUUCCAGGAAUGGCAGGCAAUGCACCCUGAUUGGUUUGAGAGAGAGAACACGUGCUCAGAAGAUGAGUCGUCUCUGGACAAGGAAAUACUAGAAGAAUUCAUGCCAGGUAAUGAACAGGUAAUUAAAAAACAGCAGCUGCAUUUUCAAGAGCCUGAUCCCAAUGGUGGUUGUGCAGUUAGCCUCCAUGUGAAUGAAGAGGAGGGUAGAAAUUUUAAACUGCAGCUUCAGCUUAAUCCACAGUGGAAUCCAACUUUCCAGACCCUGAUGAUUCCCGUGGAUGAGGCACCUCCAGUUCAGAUGGUGGAGCCAAUUUCUAUUACAGGAGGUAAAAAUGCAGCUAGUCAUCAGGUGCUGACCAACACAGACUGGAUGGAAGGAAUCCCUCUGCUGGAGACUAGUGUCCCAAUGAGGAACAGCAUCAUCCCUCAUGAUGAUUUUGAUGUCCCAUCAUCAGACAACCAGAGAUCUGCAGAGCACCUCCCAAAUGAAAUGAGGCAGGAGCUGGAGGGGUUAAUGUACUCUCUUUACCAGCAAAGUGUCAUUCCUUCUGAGUCAUCUCUCCAUCAAGAAGAUGCUGAAGAGCAGCAGCAACAGGUGGCUUUCAAUAACCCAUGCAAAGAUCAGAGACAGUCAGUGCAAUCAGACCAGGGCUACAUCUCCAGAUGUUCCCCUUUGCCUCCUGAUGAUCUGGUGGAGGAAGAGGAAGAGGAAGACCAAGAACAGGAAAACAAGAUGCCUUCUCAGUAUCUCCCUCCAGAGGUCUUGGACAGUCUAAAGAGCCUCCAACAGAAGCUGCUUUUCCAGGAAAUUCAGCAGAAAUCUGUCUGGGAGCACAUGGGUGGGAUGAUGGACACAGGUCAUUGUGCAGCGGACUCAUAGACUCUCUGUCCAGGACCAUCCCAUUUCAGAAAUAGGGCUGGAGGAUGGUAGUGUAUAAUUUCAGCACUCUUCUUCAAGCAGUCUCCUCAUCCUUGUGAAACAAGGGUCCUAUGUUCUAAUCAGUAGGAAAUCUCUAACUGAUGCAUAUCACCCGAAGGCAGACUUGCCGAGUGAAUACAGUAUGGUCCACCUACCUAUACCUCUUAGAGCACAACUGUUACCUCCCAAUCUAUCUCUGAGUGGAGGAAAAUGACAGCAGUGUUAGUCCCCUGCAUGUGCUGUGGAGGAAUUGGUACUAAAUAUGUUACUCCACAAGAAAUCUGUGUGUGGAAUCUGCUGUGAACUAAUUACAGCCAAAUUAUUGUGGUCCAUCAGGUUGCAUCUCUCAGGAUGCCUGUCACGCCAUCAUUCCACCUUACUGUAGAGGACUAAAGUCAUGAUUAUGGAGGAGAGGAUAAAGACACUGAUUCUGAUGUCAGAGUUUAUUAGCUAAGCUUUAUUGUAAAUGCUCUAGUAAGUAAUUUAUACCUCAGAUCCCAACCAGUGAUGACUACGGCCCUACCAAAUUCACUGUCCAUUAUGGUGAAUUUCAUGGCCACAGGAUUUGAAGACUGGUAAAUUAUACAUUUUCAGAUGUUUAAACCUGAAAUUUCACAGUGUUGUAACCGUGGGGGUCCCAACCCAAAGCGAUUUGUGUGCGUUGGUGGGGAGGGAUGUGCAAACCUGUUGUAGGGGAGGUCUUGGGAUUGUCACCCUCACUUCUGUGCUGCCUUCAGAGCUGGACUGUCCCUCCCCUACCCACCAGAGCUAGGAGCCCCCUUUGCUGGCGUGCUCCUAGAAACAAGGGGACAUCAGAUUUCACGGGGAAGGGCUUAUUUCACAGUCCAUGUGGUGGUUUUCAUGGCCAUUAAAUUGAUAGGCCCAGUGAUGACAGAUCCCAGUAGACCCACUUGUGAUAGUAACUGGGUGUUGGGAUUUUCUAAUGCAUUGCACAUGUUGGCAUUGCUAUACUUGCCUGGCCGUUAAGCAGCGUAGCAGGAUGCUGAGCAAUAAUUGGGAUGAACAUUAAGUGGGUAGUUUUGUCUCGUUGGUACUUUCCCCUCAACCCUUGAUGAGUGGAAGACACUUGAAAAGCAGCAAUACCAAAGAUGUAAGCUUGGUGGUCAGAAAAUGGGAUAAGAGCUUGCAGUGUAAUUACAGCAGGAAAAAGAAUGUGCUUUGGGGCUGCAUAUGGUCUUCACAUAAUAGAUCAGGGAGGAAAUGUGUGUUUUCUGUUCCACUGAUAGUUCUAACCACAAUAUAGUAUUCAUUUCUGGGCAUCUCAAUAUCAGGAAGAUUUCAAAUUGGAAAUAUGGUGAGAAAAGCAGUAAACACAAUUAAGGGUCUGAAAGACUAGAAGACAAAAAUAGUAGUAAACAGGGCUGUCAAUCACAUUUAAUGGCUGUGAUUAACUGAAAACAAAAUGAACAUGUUAAGCCUGUAGCAGGGGAGCUGACAAACUCUCAGCCUGCAGCUCCAUGGGCAGCAGGGGAGGGAUUAAAGGAACCCCAGAGUGCAGCUCCCCAGGCAUUGGGGGAGGGGUUGAAAAAGGCCCAGCCCACAGUUUCCCAGGUAGCAGGAGGGCUGGAGCCCUGUGCCCUGAGGGAGCAUGGGCAGCAGGUUGCAUAGGCUGGGGGAGGCUCUGCCUCCCCAAACAGCCAGGUGUGGCCCCACCCCCUGCUUACCACCACUCCCCGCGUGCUGCUUCAGUCCUCCAGCCC
This is a messenger RNA of Chelonoidis abingdonii (Abingdon island giant tortoise), 4359 nucleotides long. NCBI's taxonomy places the organism in Eukaryota, Metazoa, Chordata, Testudines, Testudinidae. The record is from RefSeq and is a predicted model, not a curated record.